CCAUUCACCGCCGCCAGGGCUGCUGGCGCUGCCGCUCCCCCCGCAGGCGGGCGAGCAUGACAUCUCCCUGCCUCCGCCGAGAUCAAAUGGAGCUCCGCGCUCAGGGGGUGCGAGUGUUCCCUCCGCCAUGCGAGUUCCACGGUCAAUAAUUUAACUUUGCUGCAGAACCAGGAGUACGGACCUGGUACCCACGACUUGCGCCCCCCACACCCACCCCCCUUCUCUUGAACGAAAGGGGACGUGGGAGAGGAAAAAAAAAAUUAGUCUUGGAGUUUUGGGAUCCGCGGAAGUCUUCACUAGAGCAGCUGCCUUGAUGUUUACUUUGACAAGGAGUGCCUGAAAAGUUCCACCAGGUGAGAAGAGUGAUGACCAUCCUUUUCCUUACUAUGGUUAUUUCAUACUUCGGUUGCAUGAAGGCUGCCCCCAUGAAGGAAGCGAACGUCCGAGGACAAGGCAGCUUGGCCUACCCAGGUGCGCGGACCCAUGGGGCUCUGGACAGCGUGAACGGGCCCAAGGCCAGCUCCCGGGGCCUCCCGUCGUCGUUGGCUGACACCUUCGAGCACGUGAUCGAAGAGCUGCUGGACGAGGACCCGAAGGCCCGGCCCCAGGAAGAGAACAGUAAGGACGCGGACUUGUACACGUCCAGGGUGAUGCUUAGCAGUCAAGUGCCUUUGGAGCCGCCUCUUCUCUUUCUGCUCGAGGAGUACAAAAAUUACCUGGAUGCUGCAAACAUGUCCAUGCGGGUCCGGCGCCACUCGGACCCGGCCCGCCGCGGGGAGCUGAGCGUGUGCGACAGCAUCAGCGAGUGGGUCACGGCUGCGGAUAAAAAGACCGCCGUGGACAUGUCGGGCGGGACGGUCACGGUCCUGGAGAAAGUCCCGGUCUCCAAAGGCCAGCUGAAGCAGUACUUCUACGAGACCAAAUGCAAUCCCAUGGGCUACACGAAGGAGGGCUGCAGGGGCAUAGACAAGAGGCACUGGAACUCCCAGUGCCGAACUACCCAGUCGUACGUGCGGGCUCUCACCAUGGAUAGCAAAAAGCGCAUUGGCUGGCGGUUCAUAAGGAUAGACACUUCCUGUGUAUGUACACUGACCAUUAAGAGGGGAAGAUAGUGGCUUUAAUGUUGUAUAGAUUCUAUGGAGACAAAAAAAAAUUAUCUAUUUGUAUAUAUACAUAACAGGGUAAAUUAUUCAGUUAAGAGAAAAAAAAUUAAUUUUAUGAACUGCAUGUAUAAAUGAAGUUUAUACAGUACAGUGGUUCUACAAUCUUAUUUAUUGGACAUGUCCAUGACCAGAAGGGAAACAGUCAUUUUUGCGCACAACUUUUCAAAAAGUCUGCAUUACAUUCCUCGAUCAUGUUGUGGUUUGUUGCCGUUGCCAAGAAUUGAAAAACGUAAAAAAGUUUUAAAAAAAAAAGAUAAUAAAUUGCAUGCUGCUUUAAUUGUGAAUUGAUAACAAACUGUCCUCUUUCAGAAAACAGACACAAAACAAAACAAAACACAAAGCAAAGCAAAACAAAAACCGACAACAAAAAAUUUGAACCAAAACAUUCCGUUUACAUUUUAGACAGUAAGUAUCUUCAUUCUUGUUAGUACUCUGUUUUACUGCUUUUAAACUUCUGAUAGCAUUGGAAUUAAAACAAUGUCAAGGUGC
This is a messenger RNA of Pipistrellus kuhlii (Kuhl's pipistrelle), 1652 nucleotides long. RefSeq names its product brain derived neurotrophic factor (gene BDNF). NCBI's taxonomy places the organism in Eukaryota, Metazoa, Chordata, Mammalia, Chiroptera, Vespertilionidae. The record is from RefSeq and is a predicted model, not a curated record. Gene Ontology annotation, biological process: regulation of neuron differentiation; memory; positive regulation of collateral sprouting. Bases 366 to 1112 code for a protein of 248 amino acids. Gene Ontology annotation, molecular function: growth factor activity; nerve growth factor receptor binding. The transcript is spliced from 2 exons.